UCCACAAUCAAUCAAUAAUGGGCCAUUUGCGACCAGCCGUUUAAAAUUUGAGUUAAAUUUGUCGAAAGUGAGGUUAGAUAACUGUCACAAUGACAGUCUACAAUAUUUACAUUUUUGACAAAAACGGCACUUUGCUUUAUUACAAUGAGUGGAGUCGGUUGAAACAGUCAGGCAUGACACGGGAGGAGGAGGGAAAAUUAAUGUAUGGCAUGUUGUUUUCAAUCAAGUCUUUUGUCGGUAAAAUCUCCCCAACUGACACGAAAGAGGGGUUUUUGUACUACAAGACGUCCAAAUAUACCCUACACUUUUUGGAGACUCCGUCAGGCUUGAAAUUUGUACUGAAUACCGAUACUAAUGCACAAGGUGUGAGGGAGUUGUUGCAACAGAUUUAUAGCCAGGUUUAUGUCGAGUAUGUGGUCAAAAACCCGCUGGUUAAUCUAUCAGAACCCAUACAGUCGGAAUUGUUCAAGACUAAGCUUGAUACGUUUAUAAAACAGUCACCGGUUUAUUUAUCCAAGGCUUUGUAAUUUUGUUAUCAAUAAAUGUUUUUCCGUGA
Molecule: messenger RNA, 556 nt
Organism: Tribolium castaneum (red flour beetle)
Lineage: Eukaryota; Metazoa; Arthropoda; Insecta; Coleoptera; Tenebrionidae
Gene: Bet5
Product: Blocked early in transport 5
Exons: 2
Coding region: 90-527 (145 amino acids)
Biological process (GO): endoplasmic reticulum to Golgi vesicle-mediated transport
Cellular component (GO): TRAPP complex
Source: RefSeq, a predicted model, not a curated record